AUGUCUGGUCCUAUCAAGAAGGUCGUUGUGCUCGGGGCGACAGGCAACGUCGGCAAACCCAUCACCACCGCGCUGGCUAAAGCUGGGUACACGGUGACGGCGGCCUCGCGCAGCCCGGGGCAAAAGUUCCCAGACUUCCCCGAAAUCAUCUCGGCCGUCGUCGACUAUGGCUCGCUCUCAGACCUGACGGCCCUCUUCACCGGCCAGGACGCCGUGGUGGAGGCUAUCCCGCCCAACGCCCUGCACAUGCAGGCCACCAUCGUCGAAGCGUGCAUCGCCUCUGGUACGGUCAAACACAUCAUCACCCCGGAUUUCGCGGGCGACACGUUCAACGAGCACAUCACCGAGUUACCCCUGUAUGUGCCCAAGGUGGAGGCGCAAAAGGUCUUGGAGGACAAGUUGGAAGGCACAAAGGUGCGCUGGAGCGCCAUUAUCACGGGAGGCUGGUAUGACUGGGCCAUUCCCCUGGGCUACUACUGGAUUAACCCGCGCACGAACACCCUCGUCGUCUACGGCAGCGGCGACCAGCUCAACAGCAUGUGCCGGGUGUCCACCGCCGCGCAGGCCGUCUCCGACGUGUUCCGGCAGCCCGAGAAGUACGCAAACCGCCCCGUCUACGUCGCCGACCACACCGUGAGCAUGAACCAACUGAUUCCGAUCCUCGAGGAGAUCAAGCCAGGCUGGCAGAUCCAGAGGGUCGACCUGGACGAGUUCUUCGCCACCGCGAAGAGAAUGUGGGAUGAGGAUACGGAGAAAGGGGUCGAGAAGCGCUUGUUGACUCCUGCGUACAACAUGUUAGGAACCUACGGCAUCUUCGAAGAGCAUAACCGAUACAACGCUGACUUCGAACGCUUGAUCGAGCCCGGGUCCGGGUAUCAGAAAACGCUGGAGGAAUUGAAGGAGGAGUUGAAGACGCUGGUUGCGUGA
Messenger RNA from Fonsecaea multimorphosa CBS 102226, 927 nucleotides. RefSeq lists its product as uncharacterized. Bases 1 to 927 code for a protein of 308 amino acids. The transcript is spliced from 4 exons. Lineage: Eukaryota; Fungi; Ascomycota; Eurotiomycetes; Chaetothyriales; Herpotrichiellaceae. The record is from RefSeq and is a predicted model, not a curated record.